ACAGAAAUGCUGAACCUAAAAAGUGAAGGUGAGCUCAUGCUUCUGCACUUCAUCUGUUUUAUACAUGUUUAUGUAAUAGCAGCCUAAUGUGUAAUUCAUUUAUUGUCAACAACAGACUGCUGACGUGCAAAUGUAGGUGUUGUAUAAGAGAAUAAAUAUGGACUUCUUACGGUACAACGAUGUUAACGCUGGUGGUUUAUUAAACCAAGGAGACACUUGUUACCUGAACAAUGUGAAGCAGGAGCUGUUCCAAGGCUUCAGAGAAGCUGUGGAGAGACACAACACCUGCAUGGAUCGACACCUUAAAGACCUGUUUGAUGAGCUGCAGCGUCGCACACCCAGCACCAACACAAUCCUAAACAAGCUGGGCAUCGACAGAGUGUGGGAACAACAAGACGCUGCUGAGUUCUACGUAAAGAUCUUAAGUCAAACCAGUGAAGCUGCUUCACAGAUCUUCCACGGAGCAUUGACACAUACGACCAUAUGUCAUAAUCCUCAGUGUGGAGCACAGAAACCUGCAGACUCACGUUUCUGGCAUCUUCCUCUCUCAUUGAAUGAUUCCCACAGUGAAGAAUAUCAAGUGGUGGACGGCAUCAGGGAGUUUUUCAGAGAUUCUCAUUUCAGUGGACUGGACCAGAUGUACUGUGAGGAGUGUGAUGACAAAGUGGACGCGACUGUUACAUGUGAAGUGAAGCAUCAUCCAGAGGUUUUAGUUCUGCUGCUGAAGAGGUUUGACUUUGACUAUCGUUACAUGAGAUACGUCAAAAACAACCGCGCUGUGAUUGUUCCUGUCACUCUGAACCUCCCAGAGAACCAGACCUAUGAGCUCUAUGCUGUGGUGGAUCACGCUGGUGAUCUCAGGGGUGGACAUUAUGCUGCAACCAUCAAGUCUCAGGACGACGAUCGAUGGUACAACUUCAAUGACGGCAUCGUCUCAUUGCUCAGUUACCAGCCGUUCCAGGUGGAUCACAUUGAGAGGCGGGUUUUUAUCUGUUGGUUUUUAACACAUACAUGAUCCUGAAUAUAAAAACAACAUUCUAGCUCUUCUCUUUUCUCCAUCCAGGUC
Messenger RNA from Betta splendens (Siamese fighting fish), 1066 nucleotides. Its product is annotated as ubiquitin carboxyl-terminal hydrolase 47-like. Gene Ontology annotation, cellular component: cytosol; nucleus. Bases 158 to 1015 code for a protein of 285 amino acids. The record is from RefSeq and is a predicted model, not a curated record. Gene Ontology annotation, biological process: protein deubiquitination. Gene Ontology annotation, molecular function: cysteine-type endopeptidase activity; cysteine-type deubiquitinase activity. NCBI's taxonomy places the organism in Eukaryota, Metazoa, Chordata, Actinopteri, Anabantiformes, Osphronemidae. The transcript is spliced from 9 exons.